This is a messenger RNA of Frankliniella occidentalis (western flower thrips), 821 nucleotides long. RefSeq lists its product as uncharacterized. The transcript is spliced from 2 exons. The coding region runs from base 109 to 735 and encodes 208 amino acids. The record is from RefSeq and is a predicted model, not a curated record. NCBI's taxonomy places the organism in Eukaryota, Metazoa, Arthropoda, Insecta, Thysanoptera, Thripidae.
AGGGAGAGGGGGCACGCGCACGCUAAGCGCUGCCGGAUAUCGCUACAUUUGUGAACCACGUCCGCCAAGCCCGGCGGCCAGCGGACAGAGUCGCUGGGCCCCUGCACCAUGCAGCAUGGUGAGGGUCCCCGCCUAGUGGCACCACUGCUGGCUGUUCUGGUCCUCAGCUCGGCCAGGAGAAGCCAUGACAAGACGCACCUCGAGGUGCGGCCGACCUUCAUCCGGCCGUGCAAGAUCAACAACAACGCCGUCAAGGCAGCCGACGCGGUCUUCGCCAUGCGCGGCCGCACCACCGUCGUCUUCCACCUGAACGUGACCGUCAGCCGGUCCGUGGCCAGGUGGUCCAAGAGCACCGCGGUUAUUGAGCAGUGCGACCAGACCGUGUCCGCGGCCACCUGCUCGACCUUCCGGACGUUCGAGUUCCACGACAUCUGCGCCGUGAUGAUGAGCGCUGCCAUGCCGUGGGCCCGGGUGCUCGCCAGCAUACGGCCAAAGAUGAGCUGCCCCGUCACUAAGGGCAAGUACACACUGUCCAACGGCUCGCUGGCCAUGGACCUGCUCAAUGCGGUGAGCGGCCCGCUCCGCCUGGAGGGCUUCGUGUGGCGAGCGCUCUCCCAGGCUGUGGACUCGCGGGGGGACCCGCACAUCUGCUUGGACAGCGCCGGCGAGUUCUUUCGGGUGCGGAACCGACCGAAGGUCAAAGGCAUCGACGGGCUGGCAAGCGACAAAGCGUGAGCAAGAAACGCUAAUUCUCAUCCACUGUGAAUCGAACCUCGACAAACCCAUGGUAAGAGAAAUAAAGUUGUCUUUAUACGUCGAAA